UUUGUAUUCUCGAAUUUAUAUUCUUGAAUCAUUAAAUAUAUUUAGCUAUACCCACAAGUUCAGCAUUAUUGUUGAGCAUAGCUGUAAUGGACUGUCAAAUACGCGUAAAAUUUAUUUUGAAAAAGAGAUUGACUUUAAAAAUGUGGAAAAUCAUGUUUUUGAGUUACGUGGAUUAUUAAUUAAUUUAACUAAUGACAAACAAGACAUGGAAGAAAUAUUUGAUUGGGAUUGGGAAAAUAAAAAUGAAGGUUUAGGGUAUAAUUACUACACUGCUUUAUCUCCGGCAGAAUUAAAGAAGUUGAAAAAAGAAAAAGAAUUCAAUAAACCUAAUCUAACAGUUACAUAUUUAGAAGGAAUGGAGGAACAUUUAUCUGAAAAUAAUGAAGAAGAAAAUAUGGAAAAUAAAGAAGUUUUUAACAAAAUUAAAAAUAAAAUGAUUGAGGAUAAUAUGGAAGAAGAAAAUGAGGAGAAGGAUGGAGAGAAUAUUAAACUGGAAGAAAGUACUACAAUGAAAACGGUCACUGAAGAGAAAAAGAAAGGGGAAGAAUUUAAUGAGGAGUGA
Messenger RNA from Meloidogyne enterolobii, 562 nucleotides. Lineage: Eukaryota; Metazoa; Nematoda; Chromadorea; Rhabditida; Meloidogynidae. The record is from the annotation of a GenBank genome assembly.